Molecule: messenger RNA, 839 nt
Organism: Xylaria bambusicola
Lineage: Eukaryota; Fungi; Ascomycota; Sordariomycetes; Xylariales; Xylariaceae
Exons: 3
Coding region: 247-675 (142 amino acids)
Source: RefSeq, a predicted model, not a curated record
AUAAUGCAUCAGCCACGGAACAGUAGCCGGCAGUGAAGUUUAGGCUUACCAACGGCGCCCAUAAGCCGUGAUUGUAACCCUAGGUCUGACUGACCUCUUGCGCUACUGUCGUGGCUCGUACGAUAGGCAAAAUCAUGCGCACCAUUCAUAUUAUGUUGCACGUCUCGUGCUAUAUAUACAUGCACGUAUACAUGCUUUUUUGUCACUAGAUUCGCCGUCGUUGUUGUCGUUGUCGAUUCCUAUUGUAUGCAAUGCAAAUCAUUUUUAUUCCCUCGCUUAGUGCGGUUGCAAGCGACUAUGUUAUUAUUGCAUUGUGUGGCCAUCCCUGCCGCAUGGCCAGAAGCGAACAAAUUACCACUUGUUUCACGUCGUCCUCACCAGGCCAUAAACCCCAUGUGCAUGAAUAAUUCCAGAAAGAGACAGCCAAGCUCAUUCCAGGUCACUUGCCCCAUCUCAUACGUGGGGGGAUAUCGUGUCUAUCCAAUACGGCAGAUGCGGCCAUUUGCGAUCUCGCAUCUAGAAACAAAACAGAUGGACCACAUCCAAAUAAAAUCUGGUUCCCGCGGCGCUACGGCCCCCACUCAAAUUUCGCCGUUGGUAUCUAUAUGCCUUGUCAUCGCCGACUUCAUACAUGAAAUUCGAAGAACAAUGUCAAAGCCGCUGUUAGCGGCCUAAAAGCUGCGAGCGAACAAUCAAAGGUGUCGGUCUUCGGAUGCUGUUCGGGUUUCCGUAUAUAAAAUACUGCUUGUCAGCCCAGGACUAGUGGAGAUCCUAGAUAAGAGGACUGAACGAAUGAUCGUAUGCUUGCUUAGAAUCCGCUAAAAGUAAGUAGUCUAGGC